Rotaria sp. Silwood2 is the source of this 1347-nucleotide messenger RNA. NCBI's taxonomy places the organism in Eukaryota, Metazoa, Rotifera, Eurotatoria, Philodinida, Philodinidae. The record is from the annotation of a GenBank genome assembly.
AUGCAACGAUCAUUUUCUACAACAUCUGCUGAUUCCCAACAUUACAGUAGAUCAUUAGGGACAAAAGAACGAUCUGUACCUAUUCAACUUGUUUUUAAUAAAAACAAAGAUUAUUACUCAUCCGACACGGAUUCCCAUCGACAAACAUACCUUCAAAGAACACCAUCAACUAGUAGUUUUUGCUCUUCAAGCACUGCUAGUAGCGCAAAUUAUCGAAUAUUACCAGUACGUUAUACAUCCGUAGAUCGAGUCCUAGAAAGACCUGCAAUAAUUACUGCCAAUCAACAUGGUAUUAAUGUACGUAUUCAUUUUAAAAAGCCACAUUCACAUCAUUAUCGUCAUCAUCAUCAUCAUCAUCAUCAUCAUCAUGAAGAUGAUUACCAACACACAGAAGAACACGAAUAUUAUUAUAAAAAACAUCUGACAAAAGAUGGUCAACAUUAUGGUUCAUGUCCAGUAUUGAAUAAUAAUAAUAUUUAUAUUCAAAAUUCAAAUACAACAUUAAAUAAUCAACGGCGUCGAUCGAAUAUAAAAUAUAUUGAAACUCGAUCAAUAGUUCGAGGUUAUUCAAGUGAUCAAUUAAAUAAAAAUAAUCAUUCAAGUACAUUAAUUAUUCGUCAUCAGUCACUUCCACCAUUAACAAUAAAACCAUCACCAAGAAUAAUUCGUACAAAAAUAAAACAUAUUCCACUUGAUCUAUAUUCAAAAUUUAAACCAAUAAUGACACGAGAUUUCGAAAAUGAUCUUCUUUCUCAAGCAAGCCGUAUUAAAGAUAUCCGUAAUCUUGUUCGACAAGAAUAUAACUCAUCGUCACAUCAAGAACUACGUUCAUUAGUUAAUCAAACAUCUGAUUAUGCACAAGAUUUAUUUACAAUAUCAAAAGAUUAUUCCGACAAAUUGGAUAUCGCUGAAACAACAUUAAGUCUCGUUACUGAUCUAACAUCUCAUAUAAUCGAGCUUGAAACUCGUUUAGCUUCUCAUACACCUCUUAUUGACGAUGAACAAUAUAUUCAUCGUCAAUUAGAUGAUCUUAAUGAACUUGAUAAACAAUUGCAAUCAAUUGAGAAGUCUAUUAAAGAACUUCUCACGCAAAGUAAACAAUUGGGUAAUGAUAAAUUAAUUCGUAUAAGUGAACAAUUAACAUCAAGAUGGCAACAAAUUAAUUCGGAAAUUAAUCAACGAAAUCGAUCAAUUGCACAAUGCUUGGAAACUCAUCGAUCGUUUGAAACAUUAUAUCAACAAGAAGGACACAUACUUGAUAAUUUACAACAGCGUAUUGAAACCCUUGAACCAAUCCCAACUGAUCCUAAUAAACUUCGACUAAUGGCAAAAACUGUUACCGUAUAA